AUGCCAGUCGUCUUGGUCCACUUGAUAUACAUCCAUGGGUUCCAAGGAAACGAUACCACAUUUCAAUCAUUCCCGAAACACUUGCAAGAGCGGCUUGAGACCAUAAUUCCCCAGCAUCUCGAUAUCAAGAUUCAGAGCAGUUUAUACCCUACAUAUAAGAGUGUAAAACCGAUCUCACAUGCUACGAGAAACUUUUUAGAAUGGCUUUCCACUCAGCCUCCAGGUCCAGUGAUACUCAUGGGACACUCAAUGGGCGGACUUCUUGCUGCCGAGGCAGCCACAGACGUCUCUAAUAACCCACAUCGUUAUCCAGGCAAUAGACCAAAACGUAUUGUUGGUGUUGUAGCUUUUGACACGCCAUUCUUGGGCAUGCACCCCCACGUCGUGGUUAGCGGUAUUGCAUCUUUGUUACCGAAAGGGAAAGAAGACGAAGAAGAGAAGGCAAAGCAGUCAGAACGUGCUUUGAAUCAACAUCCGCAAGUCAACAUCGUCGAUAGCGGAGUGACGGACGACUGGGAAGCAUUCAAAAGACAGAUAAAUGGUACGCAUAUGUCCAACGUCGGAAAUGCACCGUACGCAUGUAGUCCUAGGUCACUGUUUGCGCAUUCACCACACCCUUCUCGAGAAAGCGGUGUAUCUUCACCCUCAUCCUACCUCAGCCUAUCUCCCCUUCCCUCCCGCUCGCCAUCCCCAUCCCCAUCCGGAUCUUCAUCGCUCGUAGAUCGAGCCUUAACAUUCGUUUCUGCGAAACCCGAUGACCCUCUGGUCCGUUGGUUGCGGAAGCAUGCAGAUGAACCGUUUACAGCUAGUAAACGAUGGAUAGUGGAACACUUCCAAUUCGGAAUAUGUAUGUUUGAUCCGUCUGGACUCAAACAACGUUAUACCAACCUCGUAGACUGGGGUACAAGGGGCGGACUUUGGGUAAACUACUGGACUACGACUGUCCCCCGUGCCAAACGUAAUCUUCUCCUUCUAAACCGUUCUCCGUUACAUCAUGAACCCUCCAGUGAUACACUCGACAAUAAUGAGGCGUUGCUUGCCAAUGGUAUACUCACUCCUACCAGCACGACGUCAAGUUCAUCUUUUGAUUCUUCUCAACACUCCUAUACGACGGGGCACAGCUUCAGUUCUAGUACAAAUUCACCUUCGCCGCCCCCAUACGCUGAACUCUCCAAAUCUGAACUCAAAGCUGCACAUAAAGAAGAGAAGAAACAUCGCAAAGAAGAAGAAAAGGCGAAAGCGAAAUCGGCCAAACAAGAGGAAAAGGAGCACAAAAAGUCGAAAACUGUGCGACACUUUGUUGUUACUCCUACGGGCCUCGGCCAGGUAUUGGGGGGUCUGGAGAAAUGGGAGAAUGUGCCAAUCGCCGGUGUGGAUGACGAAGUCAACGCACAUACAGGGCUUUUUAUACCUACUCAGAAUCUUGAUUACGAUGGACUGGUUGAAAGGGUUGCGAUCAAGGUACUAGGGUGGUGUGAGCGCAUACCUAAGGCGGACUGGGAGAGAUAUGGCUAUUAG
Molecule: messenger RNA, 1518 nt
Organism: Psilocybe cubensis
Lineage: Eukaryota; Fungi; Basidiomycota; Agaricomycetes; Agaricales; Agrocybaceae
Exons: 5
Coding region: 1-1518 (505 amino acids)
Biological process (GO): biosynthetic process
Source: RefSeq, a predicted model, not a curated record